CGAGCGUGCGAGCGGAGAUGCUGCUCCACACCGAGCAGGCCGCCUGCAGCAGCAGCGCUCACGGCCCCUGCGGCGGCUGCAGCCAGGGCCGCUCCCGAGGCCCGCGUGGCGGCAGGGGCACGGCCGGGCCCCGCGACGCUUCUCCUUGGCGCACCGCGCUGCAGGCGCCCGCGGCGUCGCAGAAGCCCGCCGAGCUGCGGCUGGCGCGCCACGGUCCGCCGCAAGCCCGACACUGACCUCCCACCGCGCCCCGCACGCGGCCCCCCGCCCGGGCACCAUGGACACCUCCUCGGUUGGCGUGCUCCUGUCCUUGCCCGUCCUGUUCCAGCUGGCGGCCGGAGUCGGCUCGCCAAGGCCCAGCGCGCUGCUGCGGGGGUGCCCCGCGCACUGUCAGUGCGAGCCGGACGGCAGGAUGCUGCUCAGGGUGGACUGCUCUGACCUGGGGCUUUCGGAGCUGCCCUCCAACCUCAGCGUUUUCACCUCCUACCUGGACCUCAGUAUGAACAACAUCAGUCAGCUGCCCCCGAACCCUCUGCACAGUCUCCGCUUCCUAGAGGAGUUACGUCUUGCCGGAAACGCUUUGACAUACAUUCCCAAGGGAGCAUUUGCCGGCCUUUACAGUCUCAAAGUUCUUAUGCUGCAGAAUAAUCACCUAAGACAGGUACCCACAGAAGCGCUGCAGAAUUUGCGAAGCCUUCAGUCGCUGCGCCUGGAUGCCAACCACAUCAGCUACGUCCCCCCCAGCUGUUUCAGUGGCCUGCAUUCCCUGAGGCACCUGUGGCUGGAUGACAACGCUUUGACAGAAAUCCCUGUCCAGGCUUUCAGAAGUUUAUCAGCGCUGCAGGCCAUGACCUUGGCCCUGAACAAAAUACACCACAUACCAGACUAUGCCUUUGGAAACCUGUCCAGCUUGGUAGUUCUGCAUCUCCAUAACAAUAGAAUCCACUCCCUGGGAAAGAAAUGCUUUGAUGGGCUCCACAGCCUAGAGACUUUAGAUUUAAAUUAUAAUAAUCUUGAUGAAUUCCCCACUGCAAUCAGGACACUCUCCAACCUUAAAGAACUACAUUUCUAUGACAACCCCAUCCAGCUGGUUGGGAGAUCUGCUUUUCAACAUUUACCUGAACUAAGAACACUGACUUUGAAUGGUGCCUCACAAAUAACUGAAUUUCCUGAUUUGACUGGAACAGCGAGCCUGGAGAGUCUGACUUUAACUGGCGCACAGAUCUCAUCUCUUCCCCAAACCGUCUGUGAUCAGUUACCUAAUCUCCAAGUGCUAGAUUUAUCUUACAACUUGCUAGAAGAUUUACCCAGUUUUUCAGUCUGCCAAAAGCUUCAGAAAAUAGACCUACGACAUAAUGAAAUCUGUGAAAUUCAAGCGGACACUUUCCAGCAGUUGCUCGGCCUCCGAUCUCUGAAUUUAGCUUGGAACAAAAUUGCCACUAUUCACCCCAAUGCAUUUUCCACCUUGCCAUCUCUAAGAAAGCUGGACCUAUCGUCCAACCGCCUGUCGUCCUUUCCUGUAACUGGGUUACAUGGUUUAACUCACUUAAAAUUAACAGGAAAUCAUGCCUUACAGAGCUUGAUAUCAUCUGAAAACUUUCCAGAACUCAAGGUUAUAGAAAUGCCUUAUGCAUACCAGUGCUGUGUAUUUGGAGUGUGUGAAAAUGUCUAUAAAAUUUCUAAUCAGUGGAAUAAAGCUGACAACAACAGUGCAGAUGACCUUCAUAAAAAAGAUGCCGGAAUGUUUCAAGUUCAAGAUGAGCGUGAUCUUGAAGAUUUCUUGCUUGACUUUGAGGAAGACCUGAAAGCCCUACAUUCCGUGCAGUGUACACCUUCCCCAGGCCCCUUCAAACUUUGCGAAUACCUGUUAGGUAGCUGGCUGAUCCGAAUUGGAGUGUGGACCAUAGCAGUUUUGGCACUUACUUGUAACACCUUGGUGACCUCCACAGUGUUCAGAGCCCCUCUGUACAUUUCCUCCAUAAAACUGUUAAUCGGGUUGAUAGCGGCGGCCAACACGCUCAUGGGGGUUUCCAGUGCGGUGCUGGCUGCCGUGGAUGCCUUUACUUUUGGCAGCUUUGCGCGGCACGGAGCGUGGUGGGAGCAGGGGGUCGGUUGCCAAAUCGUUGGGUUUUUGUCCAUUUUUGCCUCGGAAUCCUCCGUUUUCCUGCUUACUCUGGCAGCCCUGGAGCGAGGGUUCUCUGUGAAAUGCUCUGCGAAAUUCGAAAUGAAAACUCCCUCCUCCAGCCUGAAAGCAGCCCUUGUCCUCUGCGCCCUGCUGGCCCUGACCAUCGCGGCGGUUCCCCUGCUGGGCGGUAGCGAGUACAGCGCCUCCCCGCUCUGCCUGCCGCUGCCCUUUGGGGAGCCCAGCGCCAUGGGCUACGUGGUGGCCCUCGUCUUGCUCAAUUCCCUUUGCUUCCUGGUGAUGACCAUCGCCUACACCAAGCUCUACUGCAGUUUGGAAAAGGGAGACCUGGAGAACAUCUUGGACUGUUCUAUGGUGAAGCACAUUGCUCUGUUGCUCUUCACCAACUGUAUCCUUUACUGCCCAGUGGCUUUCUUGUCCUUCUCCUCUUUACUGAACCUCACAUUCAUCAGCCCUGAAGUAAUUAAGUUUAUCCUUCUGGUGAUUGUCCCGCUUCCUGCAUGUCUCAAUCCCCUUCUCUACAUCCUCUUCAAUCCUCACUUUAAGGAGGAUCUGGGGAGCCUGGGAAAGCAAACCCCCUUCUGGACAAGAUCCAAACACACAAGCCUGAUGUCUAUUAACUCGGAUGAUGUUGAGAAACAGUCCUGUGACUCCACCCAAGCCUUGGUACCCUUCACCGGUGCCAGCAUAGCCUACGACCUGCCUUCCAAUUCCGGGUCACCGGCAGCUUAUCCAAUGACCGAAAGCUGUCAUCUCUCUUCCGUGGCAUUUGUCCCAUGUCUCUAAUUAACAUGUGAGAGAAUAAGGUUUCCAAAAUUGAAAACCCAAAAAUGUGAGAUUGAGUACAUCAGAGUAGUAACUAAAAAGAGAUGAAUGGAAACUUGAUUUUAAAAAAAAUCAAUCUCUCAGUGUCAAAAAGCUGAGAAUUAUUGAUACUGGAGAGUGGAAAACAAGUCUAAAUGCUGCUUAUAUAAUUUGUUCCGCUACGAUAGAUCAGUCACACGAUUCAGGUAAGCCUAAAUAUAUAUAAUAUUUAAAAAACAGAUUGCAAUGUUCAAAAAAUUCUCCAUGAUUUCAAUGGAAUUCUUUUCCAGCUCACUAAUUUAAGGAUUUGCUGGGGGUGGGGGGGUCACUUACUUACAAAAAAGAUUUUAAACUUGAAAACGCUAUGUUUGGAGGUAUUAGGAAAAUAAGGAUUUUAAAUGGCAUGUGUUACUAAGUAAUGGUUGUGACCAGUAGGAUUUCAUUUUAACGACCAUAUGGAGAGGUUUUAGUACUCUUCCACCUUUUCUCAGAAAGGAUCCUCCAGGUAACCAGUCUUCCUGUGAAUGGAUAACAUAAGGCACUAUUCAUUCAUAUUCACAUCAUUUUUAGUGAUGCUAGAUUUUAUGUAUCGGCACUAGAUAGUUCCACCUGUAGUAGAAUUAAACUGCUUACAAAUAUUUGGAAAGGAAAAUGAACUUAAAUUCUUCAAUUGCCGUGAAGGCAAUUGUGUACAGAUGAGGUUUGCCUUGUCUAAUUCAUGUUUAACUUCUUGGUGCCCAGAGGUCAGAAGAAAAGUCCAUUGCCAGCAAUGGACAUACUUAGAAAAGAUGGCUAGCAACCUGGGAUGUCUUUUCCCCCUGGGUGAAUGCACAUUUUUCGCAGAA
Molecule: messenger RNA, 3792 nt
Organism: Sus scrofa (pig)
Lineage: Eukaryota; Metazoa; Chordata; Mammalia; Artiodactyla; Suidae
Gene: LGR5
Product: leucine rich repeat containing G protein-coupled receptor 5
Biological process (GO): hormone-mediated signaling pathway; adenylate cyclase-activating G protein-coupled receptor signaling pathway; activation of adenylate cyclase activity
Cellular component (GO): plasma membrane
Molecular function (GO): G protein-coupled peptide receptor activity; protein binding; protein-hormone receptor activity
Source: RefSeq, a predicted model, not a curated record